Messenger RNA from Penicillium argentinense, 459 nucleotides. RefSeq lists its product as uncharacterized. Bases 1 to 459 code for a protein of 152 amino acids. The transcript has a single exon. Lineage: Eukaryota; Fungi; Ascomycota; Eurotiomycetes; Eurotiales; Aspergillaceae. The record is from RefSeq and is a predicted model, not a curated record.
AUGAGCAGCAGCCCAUAUCACGCUGACUACAUCUCUCAGCCCCAGGAGCUUGAACCACGGGAGCAGGAUUCACAAUAUGCGCCUACCCCUGGAUACUUCCGAAGCCCUUAUGCUACGCGAUCUGCUUGUAGUCCUUCCCCAUCUAUACUGCUCGACAAUGAACCCAGCCCCGCACGUCGAUGUCGACAGGAUACUCUACCAUUGCUCCAGGAACCCGAAUGGGAAGAAGGCAAGACAUACGACGAAUCUCCACCAAGCUGCAUCCACUACUUCAUAAAGUGGCGGGUCGCCCUCAACAAGGAGGCCGUGGUGAAGGACACAGAAGAAGACUUGGUCUUGGCCCCAAGCGCCUACUGGCCGUUAUUCCUGGAACAGAAGCUACAGACUGUCGUACGAGAGAAACUCUCCCGCAACAAGAGGGUCAGGAUCGACGACGGCGAUUAUCAUGUCAGUCAAUGA